This is a messenger RNA of Lasiosphaeria miniovina, 754 nucleotides long. RefSeq names its product RNA polymerase, subunit omega/K/RPB6. The transcript is spliced from 4 exons. Lineage: Eukaryota; Fungi; Ascomycota; Sordariomycetes; Sordariales; Lasiosphaeriaceae. Gene Ontology annotation, molecular function: DNA binding. Gene Ontology annotation, biological process: transcription by RNA polymerase II; transcription by RNA polymerase I; tRNA transcription by RNA polymerase III. Gene Ontology annotation, cellular component: nucleus; RNA polymerase III complex; RNA polymerase II, core complex. The coding region runs from base 136 to 600 and encodes 154 amino acids. The record is from RefSeq and is a predicted model, not a curated record.
UCUCCACAUCGCCUUCGACGUCCAAAGCAAUCUUCAGUCGCAGUACAUACCACAACGCCAGUCGCGCGCCUCCUGGUCAACACGACAGCGACAUCUAUAGCAAGCCCAGCGCCCAAACCCCAAAGAGAACAAAAAAUGUCUGACUACGGCGACGACGGAGCUGAGCCGCUCGACGAGCCCGCCUUCGAAGAGGAUCUUGACGAGUACUACGAGCCCGAGCCCGAGCCGGCAGGGGGCGACGACCAGGCCAACGGCGCCGACGCCGAGGAGGGCGACACGGACCACAUCGUGUCGGGCGACCCCAGCGCGCACGCCAACGUCGGCAAGGGCAACGAUAAGUCGCACAAGGACAAGAAGAUCCCGAACGAGUCGCGCACCACGACGCCCUUCAUGACAAAGUACGAGAAGGCGCGCAUCCUGGGAACGCGCGCCCUGCAGAUCAGCAUGAACGCGCCCGUCCUGGUCGAUCUCGAGGGCGAGACGGACCCGCUGCAGAUCGCCAUCAAGGAGCUGAGGCAGAAGAAGAUCCCUCUGAUUGUGCGGCGGUACCUGCCCGACGGAUACUACGAGGACUGGACCUGCGAGGAGCUUCUUCAAUGAGAUGGGAUCGAUACUCACUCACACUAACUCUCACUCUCAUCUUCUCAGUCUCUCCCUCCCAUCCUCACCCCCGACGUCACCCCAAGCACUGAGUUUCACCGCCAGUCACUCUUGUAUGUAAAUAAGAACUUUAAUUAACUAAUUGUCAAACUAU